Molecule: messenger RNA, 660 nt
Organism: Leptidea sinapis
Lineage: Eukaryota; Metazoa; Arthropoda; Insecta; Lepidoptera; Pieridae
Product: cilia- and flagella-associated protein 276
Exons: 3
Coding region: 117-620 (167 amino acids)
Source: RefSeq, a predicted model, not a curated record
UUUUGUUUAUGUCCUUUAAAGCUUAAGGAAGUUUUAUUAUUCUAAGUAGCAAUAAUUAUUUUAAGAUAUUCAAAAUUUUUAAGAGUACCUACUGAUCGAUAAAAUAACAGCUUACAAUGAAUAAGAAUUAUAAAAAGAUUAAACAGGUCCGAAAUAAAAAACUGCUUCCCGAUUUGUCGGAGGAAGGAGAACUUACGAAGGAAAUAGUGCUCUCAACUAAGGAGAAACACGGAGUUCCAGCUGGAUCCAGACUUUUUUCACAUCAUACUUUAGCCAGUGUCCGAAAAUUGCACUUCUUUCAUCCAUUCUUCUUACCACAAGAUAGUUUGGAUAUAGUGUUGGCAGCUGUGUACAACCAUUCUAAAGAGAGGUUUGCUGAUAAAGAGGAUUUAUAUUUACAACCGGAAACUGUUGGAUGUAAGACUUGGCGUCGAUUAAGAAAUACUAUCGACAAAAUCCCUUCAGCUCAAAUUCCAAUGGGUCAUCCAAUGAAGAGGGGUGGCAUUACUGAGAAACAUUCACCGUUCAGCGUCAAAUUGAUGAAUUCAGGAGUCCAUUCGUCUCAAACUAAUCCAGGUUUCAGCAGACAGGCAGCUGGUGGUGCUAUUUUCUUUUAUUGAUUACUUUCUAGUCCUUAUUAAAACUGGCCCUCAAAAUCUA